Amphimedon queenslandica is the source of this 4651-nucleotide messenger RNA. RefSeq lists its product as uncharacterized. The transcript is spliced from 4 exons. NCBI's taxonomy places the organism in Eukaryota, Metazoa, Porifera, Demospongiae, Haplosclerida, Niphatidae. The record is from RefSeq and is a predicted model, not a curated record. Bases 66 to 4613 code for a protein of 1515 amino acids.
AUGACGUCAUUUCACCACCCACGUGAUAAGCUUUAGCUAUUUUCGCCCUUUUCUGCACAACAGGCAUGGAUGCUGCUUUCCUCCUUCUGCUGUGCACAUUGACCCUCACUGCACAAGUGAACUCUCAAGAUUUACCCAUUUUUAGAUGUCCUACUCCUUCUAUGACGAGAUCCUGCAAUGAGCAGAGAAGCGAAAUAUUUUUGGAUUCCUGCAAUAGCACUCAAUGUGUAGAAUGUUUAGCAGGCUGUGAAACAUCAAUCGCCAGCUAUGGUACUCGUUGUCCAUCAAACGAGUGUACACUUGGUUUAUGUGCUGCUUAUGUUUCUCUUACUCGUUUUGCUCCGAUGUUGCCUUGCGUUGACACUUAUGGCUCAGACUAUUGCUCCUUCUGUGAAAAUUGCUCUACCACUGAUAGUGGAUCUGGGGGUGGCAGUGGAAUAAUAGAUGCAAUGUGUGAGUCAAAUUAUAUUUCUUUAUUUUGCCGCCUGUUACCAAACGGCUCUAAUUGUAUCAAUGAUUUUGGUAGUACAGUUUGCAGUUAUUGUCAAAAUAUACAAGCGUUAUGCUCUUCGUUAUCGCCAUCUAGUCUUAAUUCCACACAAAACGCAACUCUUUGCUCUAAUCAUGCCAGACUUUGUCUCUUAUACGACACUGAGCCCUUCUGUAAUUUAACUGCUUCUAAUGCCACCUUCUGUUCUUACUGCAAAUAUACUGUUAACAACGGAAUUUGUCCUCCAUUACCAAUUUGCUCCAAUGACAUAGCCUUAACCUGCCGUUUACUUAAUAGUGAUGAUAAUUGUGAUACUCGCAUCAAUUCUGAUUUUUGCCUUGAAUGUAAGACUAAUUAUUCAGACUGUGGUAACAUUGAAAAUCUUUCUACUUUGCAAAGAAAUGUUGUUUGUGAAUCAGAAACAGCUUUAUCUUGUCCGCAUACAUUGACAAACACAAACUGUUCCAGUGUUUCAACAUACACCUGUAACUAUUGUCAAGCAACACAAGACACUUGUUUAUAUGUGACAGAGUCUGGAAACGGCACCAUUCCUUGUAAUUCAAACGAAAUUGAAAUGUGUGCCGUUGAUUAUGGUUACUUUCCAUGCUACUUGCUAAAUGACACAAAUUAUUGCUCCAACUGUAGCAACUCACUUGCUGCUUGCAACUAUCCCUAUAGUCAAACAUUCAUUCCUCCAUUUUGUGAAAGACCUUCAUUUCUAUCACUGUGCAGCUACUUUGUUGAUUAUGAGCGUACUAAUAACUUACUUUGCUCUCAAGUUUUUUCAAAUUAUACUUGCAUUGUGUGUCCAUUUGCUACAAGAAACUGUACACAAACUUUCAGCAGUAGUGAUGGCCAAUCUUUACUUUGCUCCUCUGAUUCAAUUUCUAUUUGUAAUGACUUUGUUUAUUCAGACGGAAGGUGUCUGACGAGUGACAGUGAAAUAGAUUGUGACUUUUGCUUGCUUCAAAGAAUGACAUGCAAUAAUAAUACAAAUUGCUCGUCGUGUGAUAAUGGAAAUGAAGGAAUGGAAUCGUCUGGUAGUAAUGAGACGUUAACAUGUGAUACUUUUGAAGCACUUUAUUGUCAGCUGUUAUCGAGUGACAUGAAUUCCUGUUUCAUGAAGUACGAUGCAACCCUAUGUAUAGGUUGUUCAUAUUACGUAGCACAAUGUGGCCCAUUGAGUGCUGAUAAUAUAACACAAAGUCAACUGGACACUUUAUGCAUUCAAGAAGCACUCCCCUACUGUGAAUUGGCUAUAAUUACAAACUCAUCAAGUUUCUGUGGAGAUGAUUCUGACUGUUCGUACUGUUUCAUAACUGAGGGUAUAUGCCACUCCUUUAGCAAUGAAACUCUACAAAUUUGUGCCAAUGCUUCUGCUUUUGGAAACUGUGAGGGUUUCUUAUACUAUCCAUGCUAUACCUUCUUUGAUCUUGAUUACUGCGACACCUGUAACACUAUUGUCACUGCUUGUCCUAACAUCAAUUAUGACUCGCAAUAUAUUCCACAGACAUUAUGUAGUGACACACAAUAUCUUUCGUUUUGCAAUCAGAUAAUUAUGCAACAAGACUGUGGGAAGGUGUAUGGAUAUGUCAUGUGUGACUAUUGUCAAACUAUCAAUGCUACAUGUCCUAGUGUGUCGCCUGAUGAUGUUCUCUCAUCUUUCAAUCAGUUUUGUCUCAAUAAUUCAGGUACCUGUACCCAGUUACUAUCAUCUGUACAGGAUAACCAAUGUAACACUACUUAUACAAAUCAGGACUGUGCUUUCUGUUCUCUUUUGGAAUUUCAUUGCAAUAGAUCUGUCUUUGAUCUACCUUGUACAAAGGAGUUCAUAUUUUUCUGUGAUUCUGCCUAUAAUCAAAAUAACUGCGCCAUGAUGUACCCUGCAGAUACAUGUCAAACUUGCAGUGACUACUUGGCGAGAUGUCCUAUCAUUGAAACCAGUAGUCUUGAUCAGUUUUGUGCUUCCGAUGCUAGUAUUUCUACAUGUGGUGCUUACCCAUAUGGCACUGGAUGUCAGUCUUAUUUUCAAAGCAUCAAUGUGACUGAGCUGCUGGUAAUAUGUGACUUUUGCUUAUUUUACGGUUAUAGUUGUCAUGACAUUGUAUGUAAGGAUAUAGCACAACAAUGUAACAAUAUAAUAACUUAUGGUGUGUCUCCUAUAUUCAAUUUCACUGGAUCAACCUUCAAUCAAUCAAAUGAUACAGAUCAAUGUCUACCAUGUUCGGCCGCAUAUGCCAUAUGCUUAGAACUGCCAGUAAGUGGAGGGGGUAUGGGUAGUGGAUCCAGCAUUGUUGACACCGGUAAUAGCAUUGGCACUAAUAGUUUGCCCUCAAGUUUCCAUGCUAGCACACAGUCAGUAGUAUACAGCGUAUUACCAUCAUCACUAUCUCUUACAUCAACAGUUCUUGUUGCCUUUUCUACAAUCACUUCAGUUGUUAGUGGUACUAUUGAUAGCCUCAGUGUCACAAAAAGUACUACAGAUUUUGGGAUAAUUGGCUUCACCUCUACUGUUAUUGAAAUGACCAACCCUACUACUGUUAUCAGUAGGGACAUGGAUAUCUCCUCUACUGCUAAUAUCAUUAGUAUUGUUGACUCAUCUGUAGCUGUCAUUUCUCCUACUACUGAUAUUGUUCCUACUUCAGAUACUUUUAUAACUUCCUCCAUCACUGCCACUGACAAUACUACUACUGCUACUUCUAUAGAUAUUGCAUCUACUAGUUCUACUGCUACUGCUACUUCUAUAGAUAUUGCAUCGACUAGUUCUACUGCUACUGCUACUUCUAUAGAUAUUGCAUCUACUAGUUCUACUGCUACUGCUACUUCUAUAGAUAUUGCAUCUACUAGUUUUACUGCUACUGCUACUUCUAUAGAUAUUGCAUCUAAUAGUUCUACUGCUACUGCUACUUCUGUAGAUAUUGCAUCUACUAGUUCUCCUUCCAUCAGUAGUCGUACUUCAUCCAUUGCUUCUCAAACUAUCCUUAGCACUAUUAGUGAAAGUACUAGUGUUGUCAGUUUUAUUGAAAGCACUUCAUCUGUUUCAAGUAGAAGUACAUCUUCCAUUAACACUAUCUCUGUCACUCCUACCCCUACCACUACUAGUGCUACUAGUGCUACUCCUCCUGGAACAACCACUAGGACUACUCCAUCACCAACAGAAUCACCAACCAUACCUACCGGUAAUGUUGUAAGCGUUGAAACUCUGAGUGCAGAAGAGGUUCGGAAUGCUAUUACUUUGCGUUUUAAUGGAUUAACUGUUGAAUUGUUCCUUAGUAGAAUUUCUGAUUUUAUACAAGCCAUUACAUCACUAACUAACAAGGCUCUUUCUUCAACAAGAAAGCGUCAACAAGCAAUAACAUCUGAUGGGGUGCUGAUAGUUGAUGGAUCAUUACAACUUUUAUCCAACAAUGAGCUAGAAGUUGCUUUCUUAGUACGUGACACAAGUGGUAAUGUGGUGAUUGGCAGUACUGUGAUACAAGCUAUCAGAGCCAACGAAACAAGUUUAACACAAUCAGUGGGUGCAACUGGCAUAGCUAGAAUAACAGAGGGUGUUCCUGAGCAUUUAACACCAACCCCAUCAGUAUCAAGUGGUGGGCUCUCUGAAGGGGCAAUAGCUGGUAUUGUAAUUGCAGUUCUAAUAUUAGUAGCUGUUGUUUUACUUUUGAUUGCCAUUUUUGCUUAUUUCUAUUCAAAGCAUGGAAGAGGCAGAGGAAAGUAUAUCUUUGCUUCAGAAAUAGCUGAAAAGAAUUUAAGAACAAUGAGCGAAAUUCAUGAGAAGGACAGAACAGAAAGUGUGGCAAUGCGUCACCUGUCUACUACAGAGCCAACCCCAGGUAUUGAAAAGGAAGAUAAACCAGCACAGAAUCAAGAAACUGCAUCCCUCAAUGUCCCAAAACCUAAUGCCAGUAAUGGUGAAGCUAGUGCAUCUGAAGUUUCAGAAAAAGAAACCAAAUCAGUCACAAAAGAAACUGUGGACUUAAAGAAAGCUGAGCCAGUUGCCACAAAGAAAGAUGAAGUACCUAGUGGAGAUCAACUACCUGCCAAAGAUGAAGGACCUGUGAAAAAUGCCCAAGAUGAUGAGGAUACUGACAGUGAAGAACAAUAUGUUAUGUAUGAUUUGUAAAAUAGUCACAUACACUGUAUGAACACUAGUUUCUAUGU